AUGUCUUCCACCGGCUCCUCUUCUUAUAAGUAUAUGUUAUACUUUGUCGGUAUACUUCUACUAACCCAUUCAGGAUAUUCAGCAUUUGAAUUCCAUAAAUACGCAAUACACUACACUCAUCACCUUCAUCAAAAUACCCAAGGUAGCAACAUCACUAGCCAGUCCGUAUCUUUACCAUUGGACAUAUACAUUGAAGCUGUUGUCGGAUUCAUUGUAGUCAUGGUUGGCGCACUAGUAUCAAUUGAAAACCCAGUCCAUAUAUCAGUGAAAGAUAAUGAUAAGGUGGUUUUUGAGGAGCUGAAAUAUUUGAGACCAAUUGAGAUGAAAGAUAGUUUGAAAUUGGGGGAUGCUGUUGGUAUAAAUGCAUUUGAGGAAUUGCAACUGAGAUUACCUUUCAUUGAUAUUGUGGCAAAGAGAAAAGAAUAUGAGAAUUGGGUUAAUGAAGAGAAAUCGAAGUUGGAAUCAUAG
Lodderomyces orthopsilosis Co 90-125 is the source of this 468-nucleotide messenger RNA. RefSeq lists its product as uncharacterized. The coding region runs from base 1 to 468 and encodes 155 amino acids. The transcript has a single exon. The record is from RefSeq and is a predicted model, not a curated record. Gene Ontology annotation, biological process: protein folding in endoplasmic reticulum. Gene Ontology annotation, cellular component: EMC complex. NCBI's taxonomy places the organism in Eukaryota, Fungi, Ascomycota, Pichiomycetes, Serinales, Debaryomycetaceae.